Molecule: messenger RNA, 1644 nt
Organism: Cutaneotrichosporon oleaginosum
Lineage: Eukaryota; Fungi; Basidiomycota; Tremellomycetes; Trichosporonales; Trichosporonaceae
Source: RefSeq, a predicted model, not a curated record
CAACUUCAUCUGUUCUCUUCUUUUCUCAUUCUAUCUUUCUCUCCACAUUCAUCUCCUCCCUCUCCUUUUCCCCUCCUACUCCCCCACCCGCGGGGCAUGCCAGACCCCCCGCCCUCUCGCCCCGGCCUCAUCCACCGCCCCUCGGCCGUUGGGCUUAACCUCAACCUCAACCUCGCCAACUCGCCCUCAGAAUCGCCCACCCCGAGACCCGACAGUGGCUACUUCGGUCUCCUGUCUUCCGCCCUCCGCUCCGACCCGCAAAUGAUCCCACGCCGCCGCAGAGGCUCCGACUCCGUGUCCACGACGUCGUCGUCCUCGCCCCCCCGGCGCGGCGGGCAUUCUGGCCCAGCUUUCCGAGUCACCCUCCAAACUCUCCAAGCCAAAACCCACUACAUCAUCUCCGUACCUCGCCUACUUUGGCCGCCGGAUGCCCCCCACCCCACCCCGUUCCCACGGUAGCCGCGAAAGCACAUCGCCCUCGCCCAUGUUCGCCCCGGCGCCCCCGGCGCCCACCGUCUCCCACGUUCACGUGCAGGCGAGUGCCGAACCCGCCUCGCCCGCGUCGCCGUCCUCGCCUGCAUCCCCCAUAUCGCCACUACACUCGAAAAACAAGAGACCUCCAUCGCUGAACAUGCGCCCCCCGGCGCCCACCAUCUCUCAACCCGCCGUCGCCACCUCCUCUGUUACCCAGCGCGGUUUCGCACCCUCCCCCGCCACCGCGACGGCGUCGACAUCGGGCGCGGCCGCCGCCCUCUCGAUGCCCAGAAGCCAGAGCGCAAGCGACAGACUGAGCGGCAUGUUAGCCGAGCGCCCACGCAGCAGCCGCAGCAGUGUCAGAUCCGUCAAGUCGACUAAAUCCGCAAAGGCCACCGAAGUUCCCACGCGCUCUUCUAUCUGCACGGACGCUUCGCCUUCCAUCAUCUCGGCGAGCAGCACGCGCCGAUCCAGUGCUUCGGACGCGUCUCCUGCGCCCCACGCGCCCCACGCGCACGGCCCUCCGCUUCCCGCGCCUCAUCACGACCGUGCGCAAGCCACGAGCAAGCCGGACGUGGACAGAACCUCUCUCUCUCCCACUACGCCGAAGAAACGCAUGUCGCCCGACGCCGCGUCCCCCCUCUCGGGCCCCUUGAUGACCCACCGCGCCGCGUCCCCCGCAACGCACCGGGAGAGCAGCGACAAGCCGUGGCUGCCCACGGGUGUGACGGACAGUGCCGAGAUCGAGCUGAACGACGUGGACGCGUCCCCCGCCCCCGCCCCGGCCCCAGCCCCGGCCCGCGCCUCGGCUCCUGUGUCCAACUACGCGCCGCCGUACGCGCCCCGCCGCGCGUCCCUUCAACCGAGCGGCAAGGGCGAGCCACAGCGCUACGCGCUCACCUUCGCGGCGUCGCUCUCCUCUGGCGCCGACCUCCCGCUCAGCCGCCGACGCAUCGAGCUCGAGCUGCUGUGGGAUCUCGCGCCGGCGCCGAGCGCAUGGGACUAUCUCCCCGGCGCAAAGUAUCUUCCUGCGUGGCGGCUGCGCGCCGCCGGGGCGCAGUCGGGCACGGCGAGAGACGAGGGAUGGCUCCGCUGGGCCGCGGCGCACGUGCCCGUGGUCGGCGGCGUCGUGCGCGAGUGGUUGUAAUAUGCAUGUAUGUACUAGUGUUA